Molecule: messenger RNA, 1662 nt
Organism: Salvelinus namaycush (lake trout)
Lineage: Eukaryota; Metazoa; Chordata; Actinopteri; Salmoniformes; Salmonidae
Product: keratin-associated protein 10-4-like
Exons: 2
Coding region: 1-1662 (553 amino acids)
Cellular component (GO): keratin filament
Source: RefSeq, a predicted model, not a curated record
AUGGUGGUGCGGGCUUCUGUUACGCUCAGUGAGGACAAUUGUAAGGAGUCAGGCGCAGAGAGCAAAGACUGCUGUGACGAUGACUGCUGUGAUGAUGACUGCUGUGAUGAGGACUGCUGUGAUGAGGACUGCUGUGAAGAUGACUGCUGUGAAGAUGACUGCUGUGAUGAUGCCUGCUGUGAUGAGGACUGCUGUGAUGAGGACUGCUGUGAAGAUGACUGCUGUGAAGAUGACUGCUGUGAUGAGGACUUCUGUGAUGAGGACUGCUGUGAAGAUGACUGCUGUGAAGAUGACUGCUGUGAAGAUGACUGGUGUGAUGAGGACUGCUGUGAUGAGGACUGCUGUGAAGAUGACUGCUGUGAUGAGGACUGCUGUGAAGAUGACUGCUGUGAUGAGGACUGCUGUGAAGAUGACUGCUGUGAAGAUGACUGCUGUGAAGAUGACUGCUUUGAUGAGGACUGCUGUGAUGAGGACUGCUGUGAAGAUGACUGCUGUGAUGAGGACUGCUGUGAUGAGGACUGCUGUGAAGAUGACUGCUGUGAUGAUGACUGCUGUGAUGAGGACUGCUGUGAUGAGGACUGCUGUGAAGAGGACUGCUGUGAUGAGGACUGCUGUGAAGAUGACUGCUGUGAUGAUGACUGCUGUGAUGAGGACUGCUGUGAAGAUGACUGCUGUGAUGAUGACUGCUGUGAUGAGGACUGCUGUGAUGAUGACUGCUGUGAAGAUGACUGCUGUGAAGAUGACUGCUGUGAUGAGGACUGCUGUGAUGAGGACUGUUGUGAUGAUGACUGCUGUGAUGAGGACUGCUGUGAUGAGGACUGCUGUGAAGAUGACUGCUGUGAUGAGGACUGCUGUGAUGAGGACUGUUGUGAUGAUGACUGCUGUGAUGAUGACUGCUGUGAUGAGGACUGCUGUGAAGAUGACUGCUGUGAUGAGGACUGCUGUGAUGAGGACUGCUGUGAUGAGGACUGCUGUGAUGAUGACUGCUGUGAUGAGGACUGCUGUGAUGAUGACUGCUGUGAAGAUGACUGCUGUGAAGAUGACUGCUGUGAUGAGGACUGCUGUGAUGAUGACUGCUGUGAUGAGGACUGCUGUGAUGAUGACUGCUGUGAAGAUGACUGCUGUGAUGAGGACUGCUGUGAUGAUGACUGCUGUGAUGAGGACUGCUGUGAUGAGGACUGCUGUGAUGAGGACUGCUGUGAUGAGGACUGCUGUGGUGAGGACUGCUGUGAUGAUGACUGCUGUGAUGAGGACUGCUGUGAUGAGGACUGCUGUGAAGAUGACUGCUGUGAUGAGGACUGCUGUGAUGAGGACUGCUGUGAUGAGGACUGCUGUGAUGAUGACUGCUGUGAUGAGGACUGCUGUGAUGAUGACUGCUGUGAAGAUGACUGCUGUGAAGAUGAAUGCUGUGAUGAGGACUGCUGUGAUGAGGACUGUUGUGAUGAUGACUGCUGUGAUGAGGACUGCUGUGAUGAUGACUGCUGUGAAGAUGACUGCUGUGAUGAGGACUGCUGUGAUGAUGACUGCUGUGAUGAUGACUGCUGUGAUGAUGACUGCUGUGAUGAGGACCGCUGUGAUGAGGACUGCUGUGAUGAGGACUGCUGUGAUGAUGACUGCUGUGAUGAGGACUGCUGUGAUGAGGACUGCUGUGAUGAUGACUGA